AUGCCCGACGAUACAAAAGGAAAGGCAUUCCCUGAUGUCUCUGCCAAACUUUCCGCCCUCCCAAAGAAAUCGCUGUUCGAGCGCCAGAAAGCUGAUGCCGAAGCCAAACGCGCCCGCGAAAAAGCCGAAACCGCCGCUGUGUACGAAGACUUUGUGAAGUCGUUUGAAGAUGAUGUGUCUGAAGGUCCUCGAGCUUCAGAUGGACGGCCGAACACAUUUGGAGGAAGGGGUGGUGCGUUCGGAGGGGGUCCUCCCCGACGACAUUUCACCAACUCCGGACCACGCAGUAGUGGACCAGGAAGCCUAGGUCCACCACCGCCGUCGCUGUCUCGGAAGAGACCUCAUGAGGGCCCUUCGGAUGAUGAAGAUGAUCGGAGUGCUGAAGCAAAGGAGGCCGAGAGAGCUGCCGCCAGACCUACACUGUACCUCUCAUCGCUUCCUCCUGGGACAUCGCCAUCUGUCCUCAAAUCAUUGAUCAGCUCCCCUCUUGUCGUCGGGAACGUUCACAUCCUCCGCCCACAAAACCAAUCCCCAACAGAGCGAAAAUCAGUGGCUGCAAUAAUUACUCUCGCUAGUGAUUCAGCAGCCUCAGACAUUGAUAGUGCCGAAACCUCAGCCGGGCACCACCACCAGGCUCACAUCGUGGGGGCUUUGCACCCCCCGAGUUCAUAUGGACCGAAUCUGGGCCGAAUUGUCACAGCUACACAAGUCGAAGUGAAGGCGCCAGCAGACGUUAAGCAGUUACGUUUGAUCCAUAAAACCUUGGAGAAUCUCCUUAAUCAUGGCCCCGAAUUUGAGGCCCUGCUUAUGAGCCGACCGGAAGUCCAGAGAGAGGAAAAAUGGGCUUGGAUCUGGGAUGCAAGAAGUCCUGGUGGGGUUUAUUAUCGCUGGAAGUUAUGGCAGGUCAUCACAAACCCCAGGUCUCACGGCAAUCGAAAGUCAAAGAGCCAACAGCCGUCGUCUGUCUUUGAGGAUGGAGCCAGCUGGAUUGCCCCGGAAAGAGAUAUUAAAUUCGAGUUCACAACACGUCUUGACGAGAUUAUCUCAGACGAAGACUACAACUCUUCCGACGAGGAGCAGUCGGAUGGCGAAGAAGAAAAACGAAAUCUUGGAGGAGCACCACCUCCAGAAGGAGGGAAUGGCCCAAAUGAUGGACUCGGGUACAUGAACCCGCUACAGAAGGCCAAGCUCACUCAUCUACUCGCUCGUCUGCCGACAACCCAUGCUAGACUCCGACGAGGCGAUAUCGCGCGGAUUACCGCUUUUGCUAUCGAACACGCAGGACUGGGUGCCGACGAAGUUGUUGAUAUGAUUGUCCUGAAUAUUCUCAGUCCAUUGGCAUAUACUGGUGCCAAUCCUAACCGAGAUUUGGAAAAUGAUGCGGCAAAUCGGGAGAGUCACGAGAAAGAUAAUGAUAAUCCCUCGAAGGGAAAAAUGGACCUAUCUGCGGCCAAACUGGUCGGGUUAUACACCAUUUCUGAUAUCCUUUCUUCAUCAGCCACGAGUGGGGUUCGCCAUGCCUGGCGAUACCGGCAACUUUUCGAGUCAGCCUUACGCUCGCACAAGGUCUUUGAACAUCUUGGUCGACUUGAGAAAGACCUUCAUUGGGGACGACUCAAGGCAGAGAAAUGGAAGCGCAGCGUGGGGACCCUGCUUCAUCUAUGGGAAGGGUGGUGUGUUUUCCCGCAGUCAAGUCACGAGCAUUUUGUCCAGGUGUUUGAGCAACCACCCCUCACCGACGAAGAGUUACAAAAAGAAAAGGAGAAGGCAGAAAUCGAACAAGCCAGUAACGCCUUUUCUAAGAAAAAGAACCGAUGGAAGACGGUUGACGAUGAAGACCCGGGAUCCAGUUAUUUCGAUCAGAGCGGGCCAUCCGAGAUAAAAAAAGCAGCUCAUCAGGCACCCGUCACGGCUUAUCCCGCUGAAGACGAAUCGAUGAGCGACAUCGAUGGCGUUCCCAUGGAGGACAGUGAUUUGGAGAUGCCCGACGAAGAAGAGCCGACGGAGGAAGAAAGCAUGCCACGAGAUAGCGACGCUGUCAUGACCCAACCACCAGGGCAGCCCGAAGAUAUCACCGGGCAUCAAGAUCCAGAACCAGAAAGACGAGAACCUGUCUCCCGACGUCCUCGAAAACCACGGCCCAAAGCCGAGGACAUGUUUGCGUCAGACUCGGAUAUCUAUCAGUACUCGAUUUGGGCAAGCAGCCAAGGCAGCCAGGCAGCAACGGCAGAAUUCGAGCCCCACAGAGGACAUCACCCCUCCCGCAUCAACAAAUACCUUCCUCCCCAGCACUCUGCCCUCUCAGCUUUCUAUACCGUCGUAUCUCCUCUCACGUCCCUCAACCACCUCUCUACAAAAUGUCCGACUUCACCGCUGUCGCUCGUAUGUGGCCUUCCAUCCCCUAUUGCCGAUGCGCCCGCGCUGCCCGCGCCGGCGAGAGAAACCUUCUCCUCAGACGGCCAACGAAGCCAACAAUUCGUUGAGUUCUACUACCAGACCUUCGACUCCAACCGCAGCGGUCUUGCUCCUCUCUACGUAAGACCCUAUACCCCGCCCUGUGCGCGCCGCGAACCCCCAACGGCAAUGGAUAUACGUGAUCAAUCGAUGCUCACCUUUGAGACCUCCUCCGUCCAGGGUACCGCCGGCAUCCUCGAGAAGCUGACCAGCCUUCCCUUCCAGCAGGUGCGCCACCAGAUUGCCACCUUGGACGCCCAGCCCUCCAGCGAGGGAGGCAUUGCUGUCUUGGUUACCGGUGGUCUUAUUGUCGAUGAAGAGUCGAAGCCCAUGAGCUACACCCAGUGCUUCAACCUCCAACCCGAUGGACAGGGCAGCUUCUUCGUCCUGAACGACAUCUUCCGUCUGAUCUACGCUGCCUAA
Messenger RNA from Penicillium manginii, 2877 nucleotides. RefSeq lists its product as uncharacterized. The transcript is spliced from 9 exons. The record is from RefSeq and is a predicted model, not a curated record. Gene Ontology annotation, biological process: RNA processing. Gene Ontology annotation, molecular function: RNA binding. Gene Ontology annotation, cellular component: nucleus. Lineage: Eukaryota; Fungi; Ascomycota; Eurotiomycetes; Eurotiales; Aspergillaceae. The coding region runs from base 1 to 2877 and encodes 958 amino acids.